Molecule: messenger RNA, 2016 nt
Organism: Chelmon rostratus (copperband butterflyfish)
Lineage: Eukaryota; Metazoa; Chordata; Actinopteri; Chaetodontiformes; Chaetodontidae
Product: melanoma receptor tyrosine-protein kinase
Exons: 16
Coding region: 58-1956 (632 amino acids)
Biological process (GO): multicellular organism development; cell surface receptor protein tyrosine kinase signaling pathway; cell differentiation
Cellular component (GO): signaling receptor complex; basal plasma membrane
Molecular function (GO): epidermal growth factor binding; epidermal growth factor receptor activity
Source: RefSeq, a predicted model, not a curated record
UUAAACCAUCAGAAGAAGAACAGCCUGGAGGAGUUUCAUUAAAAAUCAGCCGCAGACAUGAAGUUUUGUGGAGGUGGAGCAGUGCUGGUGCUGCUGCUGCUCGGCCGCUGCUGCUGCACCAGCCCCGGCAGGAGAGUGUGUCAGGGAACAAAAAACGGCCUGAGCAUUUCUGGGAGUCCUGAUAGUAACUAUGACAGCAUGGUGAGGAUGUACUCCAACUGCUCCGUGGUCCUGGAUAACCUGGAGAUCACCUUCACUGGGGAGAACCAGGACCUGUCCUUCCUCCAGUCCAUCCAGGAGGUCGGUGGCUACGUUCUGAUCGCCAUGAACGGGGUUGCAAACUUCCCAUUGGUCAAUCUGAGGCUGAUCCGAGGCCAGAAACUCUACGAUAACCAGUUCGCCCUGGUAGUGAUGUAUAACUACAAGAACGACACUACAGGUCUGAAACAGCUGCAGCUCAGCAGUCUGACAGAGAUCCUCAGAGGAGGAGUAAAGAUGACCCACAAUCCCUUGCUGUGUAACACUGACACCAUCCAGUGGUGGGACAUCCUGGACAGAGCCCGCAAUCCCCGCUUGGUUUUCGAGAAGGACGUCUUCUUACAUGCAUGUCAGAAGUGUGACCCGGGGUGUGUUAACGGUUCGUGUUGGGCAGCAGGACCGGAUCACUGCCAGAGAUUCACCAGGUUGCAGUGUGCGGAGCAGUGCAGCAGGAGGUGUCGGGGUCCAAAACCCACCGACUGCUGUCAUGAACACUGUGCUGCAGGCUGCACUGGACCCCGAGCCGCCGACUGCCUGGCCUGCAGGGAGUUAAAUGAUGACGGGACUUGUAAGGAUACUUGUCCUCCUCUGACAGUCUAUGACCCCAAAACCCGCCAGCUGGUCAAAAAUCCCAACGCCAAAUUCACCCUCGGGGCGACCUGCGUCAAGUCCUGCCCACACAACUACGUGGCAGAUGGUGCAUCAUGUGUCUGCAGCGCUGGAAUGUACGAGGUGGAGGAGAACGGAGUCCAGCGCUGCAAAGCCUGUGAUGGAGCCUGUCCUAAAGUCUGUGACGGAGUCGGGGUUGGUGCUCUGAGCAGGGCCAUGGCCGUUGACGCCUCCAACAUCGAGUCCUUCAGGAACUGCACGAAGAUUAACGGGGACGUCUCCCUCAUUGAGACCUCUUUUACUGGGGAUGUGUACUAUAAAAUCCCACCCAUGGACCCAGCUAAACUGGAGUACUUCAGAACAGUGAAGGAAAUCACAGGUUUCUUGCUGAUCCAGUCCUGGCCGGAGAAUCUGACCUCUCUGUCGGUGUUUGAGAACCUGGAGAUCAUCAGAGGAAGAACAACACGGGCUCUGCACAGUUUUUUGGUGAUCGGUGUGAAGCACCUCCGCUGGCUGGGUCUGCGCUCUCUGAAGGAGGUGAGCGCUGGCCGGGUGUUGUUGAAGGACAACCCUCAGCUGUGCUACACCCAGUCCAAGCAGUGGACCCGCCUCUUCAGAUCCGGCGACCAGACCAUCACCAUGCGCGACAACGCCCCCCCUGAUGUCUGCGAACAACAGAAUCGAACCUGCGACACAGAGUGUACAGAGGAGGGCUGCUGGGGUCCAGGUCCCACCGUGUGUGUCUCCUGUCGGCAUUUCAACCACAGGGGGCGCUGUGUGCCGCUCUGUAACCUGCUGCGGGGUGAGCCCAGAGAGGUGGAGGUGAACGGCAGCUGUGUGGAGUGUCACCCUGAGUGUCUGCUGAAGACCGGGAUCCCGACCUGCCACGGACCGGGUCCAGACCAGUGUUCCCAGUGUGCCCAGUUUAAAGACGGCCCUCACUGCGUGUCGCGCUGCCCCCACGGUGUGCUGGGAGACGGAGACACGCCGAUCUGGAAAUACCCCGACAGGACGGGCCAGUGCCAGUCCUGCCACCAGAACUGCACCCAGGGGUGUUCAGGUCCUGGACUAUCCGGAUGCACUAGUUAAAACCACAACUUUGACUUUUAUUCACCAAAACUCAACAUAACCGAAGGUCACAGAGAAGCA